GUGAAUUUUAGUUUGUACAAAGUCUGACUACGUAGCCAAAAAACAUCACUCUUCAGGCACUCCUAAAAAUAUCAACCUUGGGGAUGUCCAAUCCAUGUUUUCUCCAUUUCAGCACAUGCCUGGACCAUGGCCUGUGCACAGCCGACAGCAAAGGGCAAAAUCACGCACAGCACAGGCAGCUGUGGACGAUAUUUGAGGGAACUACAGUGAAAACACAAACACACCCUUUCAGGGAACCCAUCAGCCCAGAGACCUGAGCCCCGCGGGGUAUCCGGGCUGUUGCUCCGCCAGGAGGGAGUGAGGGUCAGUCCUGUUGGUCGCUCCGGUCCCUUCCGCAGUUGCCACCAAAACCUCUUCACUUCAGAACCGGCCCCACGUCCGGUUCUGUCCCUGAGGCGCAGCCCGAACCGCACCCGCGCGCCCCGACCGGGCGCAAAAUGGCGGACACGGCUGCACCCCGCGGCCAUCUUGGCGCCGGGACUGCAUGUCCCAGGCGGCGCCGCGGCGCGAGGGGCCGCCCGCCCGCCAUCUUAGCGCUCCCUCCCCCGGUGCGGCGGGAUUGAAUGAGUCGCUGCCCGCCCGCCCGCCAGCCCAGCGCCAUGUCAGGCACUCCGAGCCGCGGCACCCCCGGCGGGACCCCGCUGUCGCCGACCCGCAUCUCCCGGCUGCAGGAGAAGGAGGAACUGCGGCAGCUCAAUGACCGUCUGGCUGUUUACAUUGACCGUGUACGGGCACUGGAGCUGGAGAACGACCGUCUGCUGCUGAAGAUAUCGGAGAAGGAGGAGGUCACCACCCGGGAGGUGAGUGGAAUCAAGAGUCUCUAUGAGUCUGAACUGGCUGAUGCUCGAAGAGUUCUGGAUGAAACUGCCAAAGAGAGGGCUAGAUUACAAAUUGAAAUAGGAAAACUGAGAGCUGAACUUGAAGAGUUCAAUAAAAGCUACAAGAAGAAAGAUGCAGAUUUGUCUGUGGCUCAGGGUCGUAUCAAGGAUCUGGAAGUUCUCUUCCAUAGAAGUGAGGCAGAGCUCAAUACUGUCCUGAAUGAGAAACGCAGUCUGGAAGCAGAAGUGGCUGAUCUGCGUGCCCAGCUUGCUAAGGCUGAAGAUGGUCAUGCUGUGGCAAAGAAGCAGUUGGAGAAGGAGACACUCAUGCGUGUGGACCUGGAAAAUCGGUGCCAGAGUUUGCAAGAGGAUCUGGAUUUCAGGAAGAAUGUAUUUGAGGAGGAAAUAAGGGAAACAAGAAAACGACAUGAACAUCGUUUGAUUGAGGUGGACACAAGCCGCCAACAGGAGUAUGAAUCCAAAAUGACUCAGGCCCUGGAGGAUCUGCGAAAUCAACAUGAUGAACAAGUCAAACUGUAUAAGAUGGAGCUGGAGCAGACAUAUCAGGCUAAGCUGGAGAAUGCCAAAUUGUCCUCUGACCAAAAUGACAAAGCUGCUGGUGCAGCUCGAGAGGAGCUGAAGGAGGCUCGCAUGAGGAUAGAAGCUCUCAGCUACCAGCUUUCUGGUCUUCAGAAACAGGCCAGUGCAGCAGAAGAUCGCAUUCGGGAACUGGAGGAAAUGAUGGCUGGUGAGCGGGAGAAGUUUAGGAAGAUGCUGGAUGCAAAGGAGAGGGAAAUGACAGACAUGAGGGACCAGAUGCAGCUUCAGCUUACAGAGUACCAAGAACUACUUGAUGUUAAAUUAGCACUGGACAUGGAGAUCAGUGCUUACCGAAAACUCCUGGAAGGAGAAGAGGAAAGGUUGAAGCUCUCUCCAAGUCCCUCCUCCCGUGUCACAGUCUCUCGGGCUACCUCCAGCAGCAGCAGCAGCAGCACUUCACUUGUUCGCUCUUCCCGAGGCAAGAGAAAACGUAUUGAAGCAGAGGAGCUUUCCGGCAGUGGAACUAGUGGGAUCGGCACUGGAAGUAUCAGUGGCAGCAGCAGUAGCAGUAGCUUUCAAAUGUCCCAGCAAGCUUCAGCUACAGGAAGUAUCAGCAUAGAAGAGAUAGACCUGGAGGGCAAGUAUGUUCAGCUUAAGAACAACUCAGAGAAGGAUCAGUCUUUGGGUAACUGGAGACUGAAAAGACAAAUUGGAGAUGGAGAUGAAAUUGCUUACAAAUUUACUCCUAAGUAUGUCCUCAGAGCUGGGCAGACUGUUACAAUCUGGGGUGCAGAUGCAGGUGUAUCUCACAGCCCCCCUUCUGUUCUCGUGUGGAAGAAUCAAGGCAGCUGGGGCACUGGUGGAAAUAUCCGCACUUACCUCGUCAACUCUGAAGGAGAGGAAGUUGCAGUGAGAAGCGUUACUAAAUCAGUAGUUGUGCGAGAGAAUGAAGAGGAAGAAGAUGAAGCAGAAUAUGGAGAGGAAGACCUUUUCAACCAACAGGGUGAUCCCAGAACAACCUCUAGAGGAUGCUCAGUGAUGUGAAGAAAGAAGAAAGAAACUAUUAUUUACGCUUUCCCCCCUUCAUUUAUUUCCUUUUAUUUUUGCUAUUUUUUCCUUCCAGAGCCACUGAAAACUAUUUUUAUAUGCAUCACCUGAUUUCUUUGACGUUUACUCCUUGGUACAUUUUUAUAAAAAAAAUUCAAAAAAACUUUACUGAACAAAACUGCCAGGAUUUUUAAUAGAUUUCUUUAUUUUUCCCUCUUUGUUGAAAUACUGUAUUGGAAUACAAUAUUUUUCCCCAUACAGAAUUUAAAGUCUUACAUAGAAACCUAAAGCAGAAAAGAGAUUUUUAGCUAAAAUGAGAUGAGACUCCUUGAGUGUAUGGUAAAUCUAUAAUUACAUAUAUAACCAGUAUAAUACCUCCAGAAAAAAAGGUUUAAUGAAGUGUGUUCACUUACAGGGCCCUGGGAGAGAUUCAAAGAGUGUUUCCUCAACAGUUGUAGAAAAGCUAGUAUUUUGCCUGGUAACCUCAGCAAUUCCCAUCUUAGGAAAAUUAGACCAUAGAUUCAUUCAAAGUGCUGCUCCACAAUUGCAGUGACGGGGGGAAGCUUCAUUUUAAGCAUUUUUGACUCAGGACCUUGCCAUUGUGUCUUUCUCCAAGAUUUGACAGCCUAAUGGUAAAACAUCUGGGUCUGUCACACCUGAGCUCCAUGUCAUCAUUUCAUAAGGUGAAUGGUGGGUUCUGCUUCCUGAAUAUACACACCAUCCCAAGUUGGAAGUGUCAAACCCAAAGGUCAAACUGUUUGAUUUUUAGGGGAUUUUGCCAUUGUCACAAGUUAAAUCAUGGACACAAAUUGUGAUAUUCAGUAUUUAUAAUUUAAUCCUUUUGACAUAUUCAGCUUUAAAAAUAUUUGAUUAAGAUUUUAGAAGUAAAAGGUAUUUAUACUUUUGGCAGUGAUACAUAUUGGGGAUUUUAAAGGUUAUCCAGUAUAAAUGUUGACCUUUUUAAUCAGAGCUAGAAAUAGCUUGUUCAUACUUCUGUUAGGUUCAAAGGGGCAUUGUUGGGUAUCCCAGGGAGCAAUAUUUGCAAAAUAGAGCAGAAAUAGUUGAAUGACUUUAAACAGUUCAGAGGAACUGCCUCUGUCAAGGAUGUAAGCAACGCAGUGUUCAAGUGCUCAAGGCAAAGUCUAACAAGGAGUGAAGGGAGAAUAAUGUUUUUUAUAAAAAAUGCAUUAUAUGGGUAGCAGGUGAUUUCUAUUUUAAGAGGAUGCAUUUUUUAUCUGAUAGUGUCCAUUUAGCUAAAGGUUUCUGACGUUGCAUUUCUCUGGAGAUAACUGAGUCCCAUAAGAGUUAGUGUUCAUCUUUAAGCAUAAGGAAAAAUACUUGACUGCUCCAAAGAAUGCAGAUGUUAUUUCAACUACUAGUUGAAAAACAAACUUAGUAGUUUGGAUACAAAAUUUGGACACCAUUUGAUUUCAGCAUAGAAUCCUGUUGUUACCUUCACUCUCGGACUCUGAUCAUGUCAUUCAAAAUGUUAAAACUCAUCAGACAAGUGACAAGGUUUGGAUGUUUUCGGUGGCUUUCGGACAUUAUGUUCUCUGAACAGUAUCGUGACUGACAGAUAUAACCCAGAAAGUCGGUUUUGUGGCUCGGAUUGAUGGCUUUGUUAUGCAAGCAGGGUGGGAACAAAUGGGGCUUUAAGCUUCAGGAUUUAUUUUGUCGUUUAAAAAUAAAGAUGCUACUUUUCUCUCCUUGAGUGGGAUAACUGAGUUGCUGAAGUUAAGCUAAUAGACAUUUAGAAUUAUGUUUUAAUCCAUUAUCAGAAGACCCAUUACAAAAAAAAAAAAAAAAAAAACAGGAUAAAGAUUUGGCUGUUUGGGCUGAUGAGAUAACUGAAUUUAUGUAUUUGGCCAUCUUUCUAAUGUAAUUUUCCCACUCUGCUUGUGUAGAAGGUUAAAUAUGUAGUAAAUCAUGUCUCUCUCUCUGUAAGAUGUAUCUAGUGAAAUUAUGUUUCUCAGACAUACUGUUACAAUUACCUUUUCUAAAUUCAUUGUUAUGCAAAUGAAUGCAAUCAAUGUAAAGUUUUUUUUGCAAUACACCUUCCAACCACUGGACACUAUUUCCCUUUUCUGACCCACAGCUUCUGUAAGAUACUGACAUAGUGUUUGAGGGCUUUUUUGCUUUUUCCCUACAGAUCUAUAUAUAUAUUUUUUUUACAUGGGCCAGUUUUCAGACUGCUUAUUCCUUUAAGAUUGUCCUGUAAAUUUAAGAUUAUUUUGUGAUCUUAAAUACUAAAGUAAUGAAUGUGUAGUUAAUUUACACUUUUUUUCUGUGGUUUUUGGUUUGUUUUCUGUAAAGAAUGGCCUCAGAAAGGCAGCUCAAAUGAAGAAAAACCUCUUGCUACCUGAGCCAUAGUUUUCCUAACAGCUACUGUAUGAGGAAUAUGUCUUCUUGUAGCCUUAAGAACUGGUGCUUGCAGAUUUCUUGUAAUGAGCACUGUGCCCUUGAGUAACAGUCUGCAGAGUAUGUCCUUAGAAUUGGAACUGUGACAUUUAACUUUGGAAGCAGUUUAUUUGAUUCUUUGGGACCAUGCAGGUCAAAUAAACCUGUGAUUGACACUGUGGGAAAAGCCCAGUCUGAAUGUGGAUGAUUCUGUUACCACAGUGCUUUUUAAUAGGCUACUACAAAUAUGAUAAAUAACUUUUGGCUGUAAAUUACAAGCCACAGAAGAACUACUGUAUACCAUGUACUUUGGUUUUUGUGUUGCCUUCUCCAGACACCAUCCCGGCCUCUUGCUUUUGAUGCUGAGCUUCAGUCUAACAGCGCUGUUCCAGCCAGACGGGGAGGCAGUUUUGUGGCUUUACCAACCCAAAAAGCAUUGUUUCUUUUUUUUUUUUUUUUCUAUCUUUCCAAGAAUUUUUUCCAUUUUCAGGAUAUUUAAAGUUUUUUGUUCAAAUAAAAUCCAGCCUCUCCUUGUCCCCUUCUUCUCUUUGAUCCUGUAUAUGAACCAGUCUUGAUGAAAUUAGAAGUGUGGACAGCAGUUCUACUUCAGUGCUGGUACCUGGCAUAAAGCUUGAAGGAAAAAUAGAUUUGACUUGCCUGGAGAAAAAUUAUUUUAAGGUAUCACUGAUAAGGGAAAUUAAGCUUUUAUCAGAGCAGUUACUUGAGCAUAACUAUCCAUAUGGAUGUUCUUAAUCCAGAAUUUAUUCUGAAUGAAAUAGUAAAUAGAUUUUCCUAUGUGUAGCUCAUAACAGAAUAUCAUAUAAAAUACAGUAAGCACAUCCUGCCUCCUCCUAAGCUCAUGCCACAUGAAAACACUUGUCUCAGAACAAGUCCCAUCCACCUGCAGACCUGUCAGGAAUGUGAUACCGUCUGGAGUGAGGUGUGGCCUCAGAGUCCCUGGCAUUUCAUGCCAUUUUUUUCUCCCUUGCUUCUGCAUUUGUUCCUUUAACUGUUGCAUUGCAGUGACAUACUCCAAGGAGUGGAGUGGCUGGGGUUCCCUUGUUCCUGCACAUCCAUAUUUCCCAUGAUUCCUUUGCUGCUCCACAGCAGCAAAGGAAUUUCCUGUUCCAUUUGUUGCUUCACAGCUCUAUUGCCCAGCAGGUCUCUUUAUGCCUACACGGGGCUCCAGCUUGGCUCUAACAGAACCCAUCAUUUGCACUGACAUGUUGCUUACUUACCUUCAGCUCUGUGUUACCAUUAGAUGGGCAGUUGGCUGCACAGUCUGUGUUUGUAGCAGGAACCAAAAGUCUCACGAAGAAUAUAAAUAUUUGCUUCCUGUGAUGUAACAGCCAGCUGAGUAUGUGUGCAGGCUGGCAGUAGUGUGGGAAUUGUACUGCAGUGUGAAAGGAGAUCACUAUGUGGUGUCUGUCCUUGAGCAAUGGGACACUUCAUGUUCAGUUCAGGGAUCUUACUGGACCUUAUACACCCUUUUUCUUUGUUAUGCUUAUCCUGUAUAAAGGCCCUUUAACUGCAACCUUAACAGAGGUUGCAGGUUAGAAGAGACCUGUAAAAAUCCUCUCUGCACCCCAGGACCUUGGAGAAUCUGUUACCUUUAUGUGCAUCAGAAAGGUUUUGAUGCUGCAGGAAAACAUGCAUGCUGUAUGUUCUAGAUCUCUUGUAGCCACUUCUCUCAUGUAUUCACUGUUGAACCAUUCUAUCUCUUCUUUCUGUAUCUUCUUUUGAAAGUCUUAUCUCUAAACAAAGGCAUAUCCAUAUUUGAUCCUGCAUUUUAUUGACACUGUUGGGUCCAAACUGUGUAAGCAAAGCCUUGUGAACCAGUGAGCGGAAGGUGAGAUAGUGAUUGCAUUUUUUAAAGCACUGUUUUAGCUGAAUGUCAGGACAAAUUAUCUUGGAGAUUGUUUUCUCAUAUAGGCCUGGGAAACAGAAUUUUUAUUUGCCCUUCAAUAUGCUUAGCUUUAAACCAGUUUAAAAUUAUUUAAAGGUGUUUGUUGGGUUUUUUUUAUACAAGACCAUAUUUACACGCAAUUAUUAUUUGUAAACAUAAUUCUUUUCUUGAAAUGCUAAGGUCUAGAGUGAAAAAGAUGCAAAGAAUCAUCAUUCUGAUGAUUCCAUUCAGAAUAGCACAAGUAAUGAAUUGACUUGGAGUUCCAGAAAAGAUGUUGUUUAUUGAACUUCCAGAUUUUCUAGUUAGCUGCUACUGAAGUGACAAGUCCAUCUUGGUAAGGCAGAUGUUACUGUAUAUUCAGCUACCCAGAUCAUUACACUAAAAUUACAAGCAAUAAUCUAUUUUGAGCAAGUUUAAGCCAAAAUGCUUUCCAUUUGGGCACAAAAUACAGUUGAUAUCUUAUUUUCAUAGCAGUGAUGCCUUGUGACUUGAAUUUUGAUUUUUAUUUUUAAAAUUUUUUAAACAAAAAUUUGAUUUAGACAGGUCUGGCUUGAGGGCACUGUAGUAACCACCUCCAGUCAGCUGCUGCAGAUGAGUUUUUGGAAGGUUCAAGUUUUUUAAAUGGGGAAUUAUGAAAAAGGCUGUUAAAAGAAACACAAAGACAAAACAAUGAAAAUGUUCACUUGAAACUUAGAAAAACUACAUCAUGACCUAGACUUUACCAUUUCAAAGUGGUUUGGUUUUUUUUCUUUUUAGACUAUGCAUGCCAAAUGUCUUGUCUUUUUCAAUGAUUUGUAAUAUACAUUUUAUGACUGGAAACUUUUUGUACAACACACUCGAAUAAAUGUUUUGCAUUUUA
Pyrgilauda ruficollis (rufous-necked snowfinch) is the source of this 7567-nucleotide messenger RNA. RefSeq names its product lamin B2 (gene LMNB2). NCBI's taxonomy places the organism in Eukaryota, Metazoa, Chordata, Aves, Passeriformes, Passeridae. The transcript is spliced from 12 exons. The record is from RefSeq and is a predicted model, not a curated record. The coding region runs from base 564 to 2402 and encodes 612 amino acids.